AUGGAUUUAGAGGUGAUGGAUGAAAAUGGCUCGAACUGUUUGUCCCGGAAUGAGAGCGACCGCGGACUCAGCGCUUCCUCCGCCGGAGUGUCCACUGCGCUAGCCAGCGUGCUGAUCUUCACCAUCGUGGUCGACAUCCUGGGCAAUGUCCUCGUCAUCCUGUCCGUGUACAGGAACAAAAAGCUCAGGAAUGCAGGCAACAUCUUCGUUGUGAGUUUGUCCGUAGCAGACCUGGUGGUGGCGCUGUACCCCUACCCUCUGGUCCUGACAGCCAUUUUCCACGAUGACUGGACCAUGGGGGACAUGCACUGCCAGGCCAGCGGCUUCGUAAUGGGCCUAAGCGUCAUCGGAUCCAUCUUCAACAUCACGGCCAUCGCCAUCAACCGGUACUGCUACAUCUGCCACAGCCUCCACUACGACCGCCUGUACAGCCUGAGGAACACCUGCUGCUACCUGGGCCUCACCUGGCUGCUCACCGCACUCGCCACGGUGCCAAACUUCUUUGUUGGCUCGCUGCAGUACGACCCCCGUAUCUACUCCUGCACCUUCGCCCAGACCGUCAGCUCUUACUACACCAUCUCAGUGGUCGUUAUUCACUUUCUGAUCCCGGUGCUGGUGGUGUCCUACUGCUACAUGAGGAUAUGGGUGCUGGUGAUUCAAGUGAAACAUCGGGUUAAACCAGAGCAAAGCACCAAACUGAAACCUAGUGAUGUGAGGAACUUCCUGACUAUGUUUAUGGUGUUUGUGUUGUUUGCAGUGUGCUGGGCUCCACUGAACCUCAUAGGCCUGGCUGUAGCUAUAAACCCCAAGAGAGUUGCGCCCAACAUACCUGAGUGGCUCUUUGUCACAAGCUAUUUUAUGGCGUACUUCAACAGCUGCCUCAACGCCGUCAUAUAUGGACUACUAAACCAGAACUUCCGUAAAGAAUACAAGACGAUCCUUCUCGCUAUUUGCAUCCCACGUUUGUUCCUCAUGGAGACAUCCAGGUGUGCCACAGAGGGACUGAGGAGUAAACCUUCGCCGGCUGUAACAAACAACAAUAUAGCAGAGUUAAAUGUAUAA
Messenger RNA from Cottoperca gobio, 1062 nucleotides. It is a transcript of the gene mtnr1c, whose product is annotated as melatonin receptor 1C. The transcript has 2 exons. The coding region runs from base 1 to 1062 and encodes 353 amino acids. Gene Ontology annotation, molecular function: melatonin receptor activity. Lineage: Eukaryota; Metazoa; Chordata; Actinopteri; Perciformes; Bovichtidae. Gene Ontology annotation, biological process: G protein-coupled receptor signaling pathway. Gene Ontology annotation, cellular component: plasma membrane. The record is from RefSeq and is a predicted model, not a curated record.